Sphaerodactylus townsendi is the source of this 3172-nucleotide messenger RNA. It is a transcript of the gene KCNN2, whose product is annotated as potassium calcium-activated channel subfamily N member 2. The transcript has 7 exons. Gene Ontology annotation, biological process: potassium ion transmembrane transport. The record is from RefSeq and is a predicted model, not a curated record. Gene Ontology annotation, molecular function: calmodulin binding; small conductance calcium-activated potassium channel activity. NCBI's taxonomy places the organism in Eukaryota, Metazoa, Chordata, Lepidosauria, Squamata, Sphaerodactylidae. The coding region runs from base 85 to 2139 and encodes 684 amino acids. Gene Ontology annotation, cellular component: neuronal cell body; neuron projection; plasma membrane.
GCUCCUGGGAUUCUCUCGCGCGGCCCCUCCCCUUCGCACGUCCUUCUUUUCACGCCGCAGCUUUCCCCCCCUGCAGGUGACGUGAUGCCCCUUGUUUUGGUGCGCCCGACCAAUCGGACUUGGCGCCUGGAUUCUACGGGAGCCGCGAUGGGCCCGUGGUGGCGGCAACAGGACUCCCCUCCGCUGACCAGAACGCAUUGCGCAGGGUGCACCAGCGCCUGGUCUUCCUGCAGCUUUAACAGCUCUGACAUGGAAACACCAUUGCAGUUCCAGCCGGGCUUCUGCUCAGAGCAGCAGCAGCAGCAGCAGCAGCAACAGCAGCGCCCACACCCGCAUUACCAGCCACAGCCCGCCAGCCACGAGAAGGCGGCGCAGCGGCAGUCCAGCCCAUGCCUCCCGUGCAACCACUGCGCCUUUUACGGGGCUGCGGCUGCCGCGGGCGAUAACUUGCCGCUGCUGCUCCGCACCUCGUCGCCGCUGGCAGGUGCUUUCCGGACUCACUCCUCGCACCUCUCGUGCUCGGCAGCCUCCUCUCGCCAGGGCAGCCAGCUCAACGUGAGCGAGCUGACCCCUUCCAGCCAUGCCAGUUCGUCCAGGCAGCCCCACCACUCCGCCCAGUCCCACCACUCCCAGUACCACCAGUGCCAUAGCCAGCAGCAGCAGCCUCAGCAGCCUCAGCAGCAGCCGGCGGGCAGCCCCCACAGCAGCGCCAGCAGCGGCAGCCACCUCCAGUGCCAGCAGCAGCGCCCGGAGAGCAGCAACCCCUUCACGGAAAUAGCCAUGAGCAGCUGCAGGUACAACGGCGGCGUCAUGCGUCCUCUCAGCAACCUGAGCUCGUCCCGCAGGAACCUGCAUGAGCUCGACUCCGAGUCGCAGCCGCUGCAGCCCCAGCCGCCGCCGCCGCCGCCGCCCCACGCCAGCCCCGGAGCCUCCGCCGCCGCCGCCGCCGGCCCGGAGAUCGUGGUGGCCAAACCCGAGCACAACAACUCCAACAACUUGGCGCUCUACGGCUCCGGCUCCGCCGGCGGCGGCGGCGGCGGCGGACAGAGCAACAGCGGCAGCAAGUCCAGCAAGAAGAAGAACCAGAACAUCGGCUACAAGUUGGGCCACCGCCGGGCGCUCUUCGAGAAGCGGAAGCGCCUCAGCGACUACGCGCUCAUCUUCGGCAUGUUCGGCAUCGUGGUCAUGGUCAUCGAGACCGAGCUGUCCUGGGGCGCCUACACCAAGGAAUCGCUGUAUUCAUUAGCCCUAAAAUGCCUUAUUAGCCUCUCUACAAUCAUUCUGCUUGGUCUGAUUAUUGUAUACCACGCAAGAGAAAUUCAGUUGUUUAUGGUGGACAAUGGAGCUGAUGACUGGAGAAUAGCCAUGACUUACGAGCGCAUUUUCUUCAUCUGCUUGGAAAUCUUGGUGUGUGCUAUACAUCCUAUCCCUGGCAACUACACAUUCACGUGGACAGCACGGCUUGCCUUUUCCUAUACUCCAUCUACAACGAUAGCUGAUGUGGAUAUUAUUUUAUCCAUACCCAUGUUCUUAAGACUAUAUCUUAUUGCCAGAGUUAUGCUUUUGCAUAGUAAACUUUUCACUGAUGCCUCUUCUAGAAGCAUUGGAGCACUAAAUAAGAUAAACUUCAACACUCGUUUUGUUAUGAAGACUCUAAUGACAAUAUGUCCAGGAACUGUACUCUUGGUUUUUAGUAUCUCCUUAUGGAUAAUUGCUGCAUGGACUGUCAGAGCUUGUGAAAGGUAUCAUGAUCAACAGGAUGUUACUAGCAACUUCCUUGGAGCAAUGUGGUUGAUUUCAAUAACUUUUCUUUCAAUUGGAUAUGGUGAUAUGGUACCUAAUACAUACUGUGGGAAAGGAGUCUGCUUGCUAACUGGAAUAAUGGGUGCUGGGUGUACUGCACUGGUGGUAGCUGUGGUUGCAAGGAAAUUAGAACUUACCAAAGCUGAAAAACAUGUGCAUAAUUUCAUGAUGGAUACCCAGCUAACUAAAAGAGUGAAAAAUGCAGCUGCAAACGUACUCAGGGAAACAUGGUUAAUUUAUAAAAAUACAAAGCUGGUAAAAAAGAUAGACCAUGCAAAAGUAAGGAAACAUCAGCGCAAAUUCUUGCAAGCUAUUCACCAAAUUUUACAGAAAUGACUCAGCAAGAAAAGAAGGAAUAGAAGAAUAUGUUAAAGGAAUACAUUCUAAAAAGCUGACAUCUGAACACAGGAAUAUAUUGAAUCAAAGUUUUGCAAUUCAAGAAAUAUCACAAGCUAUAAAGAAAUUGAAAAAAUAAAGAACUGGGCCCAGAUCGACUUACAGCAAUGUAUUAUAAGUGCUUGGAAGAAAUUGUAAUACCACUGCUGCAAAAAGUUGUGAAUAAAAUAAGCCAAGAGAAAAUAUUGCCUUCAUCAUGGCAAGAAUCUUACAGAUUCAUUUCACUAUUGAAUCUGGACUAUUCACUUUUUACCUCAAUAAUGUCAGAGAAAUUUAAGGAAAUAUAUCACAGAGCUGAUUCAUACAAAUCAGACUGGCUUUGUACCAAAGAGAUUCAUGAAAGACAAUGUACACUUUGUGAUUAAUGCAAUAGAAUUUCUGAAAAAGAAGGAAACAGAAUUUAUGUUCCUAGAUACUGAAAAAAGCAUUUGACAAUAUAGCUUGACCUUUUUCCUGAAAAUGCUUGGAAGUCUAAAUUGUGGCUCAAGAUUCAUGAAUUGGAUCCAAAAUAUUUAUACAAAGCAGCAUACAAAGACUUAGAAAAAGGUUGAAGCCAAAAAAAGUACAAUAGCUGCUAUAUUUUCAACUAGUUUCAAGGUUUUUAAAAAGGAAAUUUACACAGCAAAAGGCAUGACUGAAUUUGCAAGGGUGGUAAUACAGCAAAAAGUCCAUUUACCAGGAUGACACAGAAACAGAAAUGGAAAUCAUAUUAUUUAUACUUUUCAUAAGAAACAGGAAAGACAAGGUUGUUAAUAUAUAUGAAUUAAUAAUCCUCUUGAUAUAUAUUGUAUUGAAAAGGUGUUAAAAGGCAAAAAACCUCAAAAAAACUAAACAUCCUGGAUAGAUGGCAAUAAUAUAUAGUCAAUUUUAAAUAUUUGAAAAACGUUUUUAGAAAUUUAUAAUGGUUAUUACCACUGUGGUUUUUUUCUUUCAUCUAUUUUCUUUCAUUAUAAUUCAUCUUGUAACAUUGUUU